Messenger RNA from Rangifer tarandus platyrhynchus (Svalbard reindeer), 309 nucleotides. The record is from the annotation of a GenBank genome assembly. NCBI's taxonomy places the organism in Eukaryota, Metazoa, Chordata, Mammalia, Artiodactyla, Cervidae.
AUGGGAGCAACUCCAAGGCAAGGGGGGCUGGGGGCAGCCCCAGAAAGGGGCUCGUUUUGUGGCAGUGUCCUUCAGCUUUCGCAGGAUCAAGGGUGGCAGGCACGGCGGAGAAACAACAGUAAACGCGAAAGGGAAUUUGGCUCUGCCUGUCAGCUUCUUCUACCAAAGGAGAUUCGUCACCAAAAUAAGGUCACGGUGGCCAGUCAAGUUCAUGGCCCCUCAUGUAUCUUUAUGAACUCCCAGGAAAGCCUAAGGGAUUUGUUGAAUUGUUUGUAUUCAAAGGAAUCAGGUGAUAAUUCUUUUCAAUAA